This is a messenger RNA of Porites lobata, 4885 nucleotides long. The record is from the annotation of a GenBank genome assembly. Lineage: Eukaryota; Metazoa; Cnidaria; Anthozoa; Scleractinia; Poritidae.
GUUUUAGUUUUCGCUUUGCUUCAACUGGCCAACGCGCAAAACAGUAAGUCUCUGUGAAAUUUUAUUUGUGUUAUUAUUAUUAUUAUUAUUAUUGUUAUGAAGUUUUUGCUUGAAAGACCGGUGAAACAACCGGUUUUGGAUAGUCUUUUUAACUACUUAACUAAGAGGGUGCUAAUGGGGGUACCCAGUUCUCAGUUAACUACUAAUUUUUCGGCCAAGAAUCAGUUAACUACCAUUUUUUUGGCCAAUUCUCAGUUAACUACUAAUUCUAGGUACCUAUCAACUUUCACUUUCCUACAGCGCAUAUUAUUCCGUCAUAACCCGAAUUUUCUUUACUUCUGCAGGUCAAUCAAUUUUGGGGGUAGGCCCUACUAAAUUCAGGUUUAAACUUACAUGAAUUCACAUAAACUCCGCCACUAUAGUACCAUUUAUAAUUAAAUCUUACCGAAGUAAUAAAAAUGGGUAAGCGAUAGCUGUUAAGACUCCUAUUAACCAAUUUUUGCUGUAAGCACAAAUCAUAUUGAGUCGUAUAAACCAUCAACGUACAUCCAGAUGCACCGGUCAUGAUCUCGUACUGAUCUUCCCGACCUGGUCAUGCAUAUUUCCUGCUACACACUUCUCCAAAGUCACCUUCUUCGUCACUUUUAGUUCAUUAUCUGAAUCAGUCUCGUACUUAACUAGUUGCUGUAUAUCCUGUAUCUUGUUGUUGCCUAAGUUUCAAUCAAUUUUCAAUCCUUGCAAUCCAUUGCAAAAGAAAGACGACGAGAAACAAUAUUAAUGUUAAAAUAUCGUCUUAAAUAACAAAACUGGACCAAUAUUUUGGGCAUUCAAUUGAUGCAUAAAAAAAAGUUUUAGCUUGUUAAAAAGGUAGCAAAUAGCAUGACAUAGUCCCGUGACUCUGGUGGUUAAGAUCCCGCUUUAUCUUGAGUUGAUUCGCUUCUUAUAGUUCGUUGUUAAACAGGUCGAAAGUUCUCUAUCCAGUCCCUUAUUACAACUUCAUCUUCUUUUCUCACUGUUUGCACCGAUGGGAGAGACAGUUUAGACUGCUGACAAAGCCAUGAAAGUAUUUGAUACUGGACAACUCGACUCUUUGUGAGUGUAGCCCACUUCGAAUUCCUAGUUCUCUUAAGAGAUUCUUUCACUGUGGUUCCAAAGUCUUGGGCAUAGUUCAAAGCAGUAAAUGUUUUGUGUUGAAGUGAGAAAUCGCGGUUUUCCACCUGCUUGUCAGAAGUUUUUUGUACUUCGAUACAGACUUCGUCGACAUCCUCUUUCGCGUCCCUCAAUGUUACCUUUACAAACAUUGUUUCGCGUAAGUAAAAAUUCCACGUAUUUAAAAAAAAACGCUGUUUUCUUUGAGCUAUCAGAACUUUUUUUGGCCAGAUCCAAUGCCGGCUAAGAGUCACAGCUUGUUUCUUUUGUUAGCAAUGUUUAACUUGGCGACGAUCUUUGAGUUGUCUACAACCAGCUCUAUGACUGACGCUUUCUGUUUGCCGGGUACUGCUCUGGUGCCUUUUUGCAUAUACUAAUAUCAGUUAAUGUACCACCAGGUUAUCAAUAGGACUAACCUGAGAUCAGGCUUUAUUUUCGUUUCGCUUUGAAAAUUACACUCCGGCGGGCAAUUGCAAGGCGAAACGAAAAGAGAGCCUGAUACAAACCUUCUACGAAACGUCUGCCGCCCACUUUUUUGAUUGAUUGACAUUUGCCGAAUCAGCCAACCAAAAUUACUUCCGUUGCUUGUAAUUCUAGUAUGCAAAUUUUUCACGCGUGGGAAAAAUGCAGACUGGCUGACUUAAAAAAAUAGCUUUUAUCAGGGACGCCCAGCGACAAUUUUCGGAAAACAUCUGUUUGGAAGACGAUUUGAGAUCUAGAAUUUUCGGGACAUUUUUUCCAACAUUUCUUGCUUGUCUUCCUUUCCUAGGAUUUUCGAACAUUUAAAAAAAUGGUAUAAUUGCCCAUUUUUAACCGAUUUUUAUCCUAAAAAGGACACCUACAAUUUUCGGGAGCCUUUUUUCUGGCUGAAAUUUUCGAAAAGGGUUUUGAUCCCUAUAAUUUUCGAAUCACUAGACUUUCAGCUAGGAAAUCCGAACAGAUGAAAAAUUUUUAGGGGAUAAAAAUAUGCCUAUAUCUACCGUUUUAAUACUAAAAUACCUUUAAUAAUGCUAUGUUUAAGUGGUUUUGAACUAUAUUCUCGUUUUUUUAUUUUUUUGUUGCCUUAAUAUUUUCCUCGGCAAUUUUCCCCGAUUUUCAGUACAUAAAUCUUUAAAAACAAAAGCAAACAGCCAACGAGUGAGGACAACAGUUUUCCUGGUUUAUAUUUUACAAAAAGCGAAGGCAAUCAACCAGUCUGUUACCUUAAGCCACAAGCUUUUAUAACAAUGCCUACAAAAAUUCCUUGAACAGCGAUGCGAUAUUUUUCGUCUAAUACUUCACAGUUGGCGAUGGAGGUUUCUUUCGCAGUGAGCCUCCGCUUGCGUACCCCGUUCAGAGAAGUCAUUCCCAGCUAAACUUUCAGAUGAAAGCAGUUUUUAGAUGAACAGUAUUUGGAUUUGCACUCGUUUGUUGGUAAAUCAAAAGGCACCUUGUUAGCAGUCAACAACUUACAGAGGGAUUCAACUCCGCGAUACACUCACAUUAAUUCCGUAAAUAAAGCAAAUUCUGAGAAGAUGUGAACAACCAUAUGAAUUUUCUGAACUUCCAUGGCACAUAUUAAGGCAUAUUUUCCUUCCAUAAGACCAUAAACAAUAAAAAAGACAGCAAAAUCGAUCCUUCUCUCAGCCGACGACGGAUCAUUCACGAAAACAACCACGCGAGGAAUAAGUGCUUUCAACUUCCGGUGUCUCCGACAGCCAAUUAGAUCCUGUGGCAUUGUUCUAACAGCCAAUCAGCGUUACGGUCAAAAUCUGGCUGUAACGAGCACAAACGUGAGAGAGUUUGUAUCAGGCCCAAUUUUAGCGGUAGCCGUUAGAGAGAAUGUAUGAGAACCGCUAAAAUUGGGCCUCAUAUCAGGUUACAGUGGAACAGAAGAAAAUCAGAAAAUAGCAUUUCUGUUUGGAAAACUUUGCUGCUUUCAUUAACAUUAACGAUCGUAUUCAGUAUAAUUGAUAGAAUCUCACUUAACUGUUAACUUUUCAUUUCUCAGUUAACUACUAAUUUUGUGGCCAAUUAUCAGUUAACUACUGUUUUUUUAGGCCAAAUAUCAGUUAACUACCAACCCCAUUGGCACCCUCAAUUAACAUAAUAUACUUCGGCUGGGUCUUUGAAAAGGGAUUUAAAAAAUAUUUUAUUAGAAUUAAUGUACCAUUUUUUCUUAAAUUAUGGUUAUGCUAAAUAAAAUCACUAUAAUUACUCCUUACAGCUACUUUAGUACCCAGUCUUCUGAAAGAUCCUCCGAUGUUGAGUUGCACUAACAAUAGGAAAUAAGUGUUAGCACAACUCAAAACCUUAAACGUCGACAAAACGGCUUCCAAAUGGCUUUAGAAGAAAAUUAAGAAACAGUAAAUAACAGAACAAAAACACAAAGUGAGUCAUUUUAAUUUAAUUUUUUGUCAAAACAUGGAAUUUAGGACGUAUUUUGUUUAUUUUCAUACAUUCUCUUCUAAAUCCAAAGUCCAACGACCUCCCACAGAGUUUGGGUUGCCUGUGGUGAAAUUUAAAAGGUUUGCCAAUUCCAGAUUCCCCCGUUCCAGAUUCCUCCCUUUCCAAAAACCGUCAACAAAAAUGGCGGAUGUGGUAAAUUUGAGUCAGCUCUCUCCUCAACCACUUUGGCUCUCUUCUUCGUUACUGUAAAACCAUGACCACCUUGACAAUGGUGGUUGCAAAUCUUCAUUCUUAAGCACAGAACAAUUUGAGAGUGGCAUCAGUAUCCUGGAUAAUAUGGCAAAUUCUCGUUCCUCACACCGACCGUAACUUACUAGCUGCCAAGUAUUUUAACACAAUUAAUUAGCUGAAGGACGAAACUAUAUAAUGAUGUGAAACAGGGCCCUCAAAGGUGAGCCUUUUCUGCGAGUUAAUUAUUUAAAUCGCUGUGGCUAUAUGGCCGGUUUUAAACUGGUCAAGGUUACUAGAAUGACCGGCAGUCCACUCCUAUUUUGUAACCUUAACUUUCAUAACUAACUAUCAUAUGUUGAUGAAGAAAAGGCAAGCGAAAUUUACUGAUAAGGUAAAUAAAAUUGCCUUCUAUAGAGUUAUUACUAAUAAAUUUUAAAUCAAAUUGUACAUAACCUUCAGUGGGAAUAAAUCCAUCUUUUAUUUGAAACAUAUGCGCAGUAACAAAUAAGGAACAACCGGCAAAACAUAUUUGCAAGUUAUAUUUACAAGACAAUGUGAAUUGUCGUUUCUAUGUACAAUAAAAUGUAGUUAUAAAGAAAUUACAUGUAUUUGUGGGGUUCAAUUAGCCCCGGAAACCAAGCCAUCUACAAUUAAGAAACAAUUUAAUUUUGCAGGGGAUCCUUAAUUCAAAGCAACAUCAGGGAAAAGCAUUAGUCCAAACACGUUUAUAGAUAGGAAGAUUUAAAGUAGUAUGAGAGCUAAAUGUCAUGUUUUCUUGAAAAUUAUUUCAGCAUUGAGACUGGUUGGAGGAUCUAGCAGCUGGGAAGGAAGAGUCGAAGUAUUUUAUAAUAACCAAUGGGGAACAGUUUGUGAUGAUUACUGGGAUAUAAAUGAUGCCCGUGUUGUUUGCCGUCAGCUUGGGUAUCCUGGCGCUAUUAGUGCUCCAGGGUCUGCCCGAUUUGGGGCUGGAAGUGGUCCAAUUUGGCUGGAUGAUGUGAAUUGUCAAGGCAGCGAAACUUCAAUUGGCUAUUGUAGGCAUAGAGGAUGGGGCAUCGAGAACUGUGGUCACUAUGAAGACGCUUCAGUAGUAUGUUAUGGACUAGGAUCUGGAGGUUAG